CCUCCCUCGCCCUCCUCUCUCCAGCAGGUGCUGAAAAGCUGCAACCUGCAGUCCUCCGAAAACACACGUAGCAGCAGCAGUCCGGGCAAAGAAGCACGUCUGUCCAGCAGCAUGAAGUGUUUGAACAACCGGGCCGAGAGCCACCUGACGGGCCGAGCCGAGUCCGAGCUGGACGUCAUGGCCAACGGGGCCUGGGUGAACCACGGCUAUAGUGGAUCCCCUCAAGCCCUGCCCAGUGUGGUCAGCACCGUCUACGGCCCGCAGACCCCCUUCCCGGGCUCCAUGGACAGCAUAUACAAACUAGAUCCCCCCGGCAGGAUCUACGGACAAGCGGGCACCUCUGACCCGACCGUGACGAAGAAGAAGAAAAGAAGAGGCUGCUGCUCUUUCGUCAAAGGGUUCUGGGGCACGGCGUGGACUGAAAACACCUCCAACAACAGGGAGAAGUAUAUCCGCACCACUCUGAGAGAGCUGGUGGUCUACCUGGUGUUCCUGGUGGACGUUUGCCUCUUGACUUAUGGCAUGACCAGCUCCAGCACCUAUUAUUUCACCAAAGCCAUGACGGACCUGUUUGUGAGCUCAGCCAGUCAGAGCGGCGUCACGUUUCAGUCCAUCGGCAGCAUGGCCGACUUCUGGGACUACGCCCAAGGUCCGCUCCUGGACGGCCUGUACUGGACCAAAUGGUACAACAACCAGUCCCUCGACAGCGGAGACCAGUCGUUCAUCUACUAUGAGAACAUGCUGCUCGGCGUUCCCCGGAUGAGGCAGAUUAAGAUCAAGAACAACUCCUGCAAGGUCCACGAAGACUUCAGGGAUGAGAUCACGGGAUGCUUUGACGUCUACAACGAGAAGAAGGAGGACGACUUCAGCUUCGGGCUCAUCAACGGCUCGGCGUGGAGCUACCACACGGAGAAAGACAUCAAAGGUUCCUCUUACUGGGGCCUGCUGACCACCUACAGCGGAGCGGGAUACUACCAGGACCUGAGCCGGACCAAGGAGGAGAGCGCCAGCAUCCUGGCAGAGCUGAUGGAGAACCUGUGGCUGGACCGAGGAACCAGAGCGGUUUUCAUCGACUUCUCCGCCUACAACGCAAACAUCAACAUGUUCUGUGUUGUCAGGUUGGUGGCAGAGUUUCCAGCCACUGGUGGAGCCAUCCCUUCGUAUCAGAUCAGAACGGUUAAGCUGAUCCGCUACAUCACCCACUGGGAUUACUUCGUCCUCGGCUGCGAGUUGGUCUUCUGCGUGUUCAUCUUCUACUACGUGGUGGAGGAGAUCCUGGAGCUCCGGAUACACAAGCUCGCCUAUUUCAAAAGCGUCUGGAACAUCCUGGAUGUUGUCGUCAUAUUGCUCGCCAUCGUAGCGAUUAUCUUCAACGUUUUCCGAACCGUCAAAGUGGACAACCUGCUUGGUGCGCUGCUGGAAAAUCCUGAUAUUUACGCUGAUUUUGAAUUCCUGGCUUUCUGGCAAACCCAGUACAACAACAUGAACGCAGUCAACUUGUUCUUCGCCUGGAUUAAGAUUUUCAAAUACAUCAGUUUCAAUAAGACGAUGACGCAGCUGUCCACCACGCUGGGCCGAUGUGCCAAAGACAUCUUGGGAUUCGCCAUCAUGUUCUUCAUCGUCUUCUUCGCCUACGCUCAGCUCGGAUACUUGCUGUUUGGAAUGGAGGUCGAGUCCUUCAGCACGUUCGUGAAGUGCAUUUUCACGCAGUUCCGGAUCAUCCUCGGAGACUUUGACUACGACGCCAUCGACCGCGCAAACAGAGUCCUCGGGCCCAUUUACUUUGUCACCUACGUGUUCUUUGUGUUCUUUGUGCUACUGAACAUGUUUCUGGCCAUCAUCAACGACACGUAUUCAGAGGUCAAGGAGGAGCUGUCAUCUCAGAAAGAUGAGCUGCAGAUUACCGACCUCAUCAAACAGAGCUACAUGAAGACUUUUGACAGACUGAAGCGUAAAAAAGAGAAAAUAUCGGAUGUUCAGAAAGCUCUGCAGUCUGGAUCUGGAGAAAUCGAGUUCAAGGACUUCAGAGAGACGCUGAAGGAGAUGGGUCACGCAGAUAAGGAAAUAUCCGCAGCCUUCUCACAGUUUGACCGAGACGGCAACCAGGUUCUUGAUGUGGAUGAGCAGACGAGGAUGAAGAUGGAGCUGGCGGAGAAAAGGGAUGCUCUCAAUGCUGAGCUGAACAACCUCGGAAAGAAUUACGGAAAAGAGUUUCUGGAGAAGCAUCCUGCCUCGUCAGAUGACCAAAUGAGUCCCUCAGGUCGGGCCUUAGCGGAGCAGGAACCGUUCCUCAGGCUGACCAGACGGGUUCUCCAGAUUGAAACAUCUGUAGCAGAUCUCACAUCCAGGAUGGACCUGAUCAUGGACAAGCUGGGACUGAAGGACACUGGGGACAAACUGACAGCGGCGGGCCGUCUCCAGUAACGAUUAACCCCCACCCAGAACGAGACGUCUUCCUCAGACGGUCGAGCAACAAAAGCUGGGAGGUCAUCCAGAAAACCAGCAACCUGCACCAACUCUCACAUGUGAUUGACCUCCAGGAAGCAGCCGUGGAUAAUAGUUAUUGGAAUAAUGAAUCUCCGUCUGUUCAAAGGAAAAUGUUCAAUUUAGCCGCAACCAGAUGCCGUGGAAUCAUGUAAAUACUGUUAAAAUGUUUUUUGAAUGUAUCGCUUGCCACGUAUCUGGCUGUAGUAGAGAGAAUACACAAAUCAGAUCAAUGUUUAGUGGGUUUUAAAAGGUAUAGUCCCAAAGAACAGCCGUGCUUCUAUGUAGAAACUAAGUACACCCUGUGGUUCAACACUGCUAAAUGCUCCUGGUGGAUUCGGCGACUGUAAGCAGCAGAGGUAAAACAAGCCCAGAUCAUGACCCAUCCUCUACCAGUAAAUUGUUAGUUUUGAUCAUAAUGGCUUACAGCUAAUUAAAACCAGUCAUGCAGGCAUUUGGUUACACGUGACAAACUCAAGGCCUGCGGGCCGUAUCAGGCCCAUCAAGGCAAUUUAUCUGGCCCUCAAGAGCCAAAAAAGGCAUAUUAUGUCAUAAAGUGGAGACAUAUAAACUUUUAAAUUGUAUAAAGGGGCUUAAACUGUGCCUCUUGUAGCGAAUGUUGAUUUUUUUUUUACUGUGUAGUAACAGCAUCCUGCCACUAGAUGUCAGUUUUCCCACAACACAUU
Molecule: messenger RNA, 3170 nt
Organism: Fundulus heteroclitus (mummichog)
Lineage: Eukaryota; Metazoa; Chordata; Actinopteri; Cyprinodontiformes; Fundulidae
Gene: pkd2l1
Product: polycystic kidney disease 2-like 1
Biological process (GO): detection of mechanical stimulus; potassium ion transmembrane transport
Cellular component (GO): membrane
Molecular function (GO): calcium channel activity; sodium channel activity; calcium ion binding
Source: RefSeq, a predicted model, not a curated record